AUGUAUGAAAGUGCGGUGAAAGAAAGGACAUCAGCGGAAGCGGAAGUGGUAGCGGGGAUACUGGUCAAGUUUCAAAGCGCCUUUUCAAAAAAUGAGUGGGACAUUGGAUUAUCUAAUCUAACCGAUCAUUCCAUUAAUACGGGUGAUGCUAUGCCUAUUAAGCAGAGACCUGGGCGGGUUCCUUUGGCAUUCGCGAACGAGGAAAGGGCUGCGAUUGAUGACCUCGUGAAAAAGGGUGUCGUACGUCAGAGUAGUUCGCCUGGGCAUCACCGCUCGUACUUGUCAGGAAGUCUGGCGCAGUCAGACCAUGUGUGGACUAUCGCAAACUCAAUCAGCUUGCUGAUGGAGCUGGCACUGCAAGGGCUGCAAUGGACAACGUACCUGGUCGACAUUGAUGACGUCAUUUGCUUUGGGCGUGACUUCGGGGAGCAUAUGGAGCGAGUCGCUGAAGUGCUGCAACGCCUGUCUAAUGCAGGGCUGAAACUCAAACCGGAAAAAUGUAAGAUUCUACAAACGAAGUUUACGUAUGAGAUAGCCCCGGUGUUUACACUCAUGGAGGAGACUGUCCUGCAGAGAAUAAAGCAACUGAUUGGCUGGUCGGAUGGUGACGCAAUAUUCGCACCAGGAGGGGCAAUAUCUAACCUUUAUGGCCUGAUGGUUGCCCGUCAUGUGGCAGAUCCAGGCAUCAAGCAUACUGGUAUGGCUGAUGGCAGGAAGUUUGCUGUCUUCACUUCUGCCCAGAGUAAUUUUUCCAUCAAGAAAGCAGCUGUCCUGCUUGGAAUCGGACUGGAUAACGUCUACAGCAUCCAGAUGGUCGCCAGAGGCCGUAUGAACGUGGCAGCGCUAGAGGAAGCUGUCCAGAGUGUUGUUUCCGGCGGCACAGUGUCGCUCUUUGUGAAUGCUACAUGCGGAACGACCGUACUGGGCGCCUUUGACCCCGUCAACCCGAUAGCGGAUGUAUGCGAGAAAUACGGGAUGUGGAUGCAUAUUGACGGAGCUUGGACAGGCAGCGUCCUGUUCACAGAAAAAUACCGCUACCUUUUAGACGGCGUAAACAGGGCUGAUUCUAUGACGUGGAAUCCCCACAAGAUGAUGGGCGUCCCUCUCCAAUGUUCCGCCAUCUUCGACAAAAAACAUGGAGUUCUUCAAUCGGCAAACGAGCUGGGUGCGGACUAUCUGUACCAGAAGGACAAUGUUUAUGACACCAGUUUCGACACCGGGGACAAGGCCAUACAAUGUGGCCGCCACAACGAUGUCUUCAAGCUGUGGCUCAUGUGGAGGUCAAAGGGAGACGAUGGGUUCAGAGACCAAAUUGAGAAAAACUUCGAAAUGGCAAAGUACAACAUGCUCGACAAACUGAAGGCGCGAGAAGACUUUGAAUUGGUUUUGGAGGAGAUAGAGGGACCGAAUGUGUGUUUCUGGUACACUCCUGAGAAGAUUCGAACAAUCAAGAGCCAUCAGGACAGAAGCUUUCAGCUGCAUAAGCUGACUGCUUGCUUGAAGGGUCUUAUGAUGGAGAAGGGGUCCAUGUUGUUACAGUACCAGCCACUGGGCAGUAUGCCCAACUUCUUCAGGAUUGCUUUCUCCAACUCCGCCAUCACCCGGACUGAUCUCGACUUUGUCGUGCAGGAGAUCGUGGACCUUGCUGAAAAGCUCCAGUAG
Mya arenaria is the source of this 1662-nucleotide messenger RNA. Its product is annotated as glutamate decarboxylase 1-like. NCBI's taxonomy places the organism in Eukaryota, Metazoa, Mollusca, Bivalvia, Myida, Myidae. The record is from RefSeq and is a predicted model, not a curated record. The transcript is spliced from 13 exons. Gene Ontology annotation, biological process: carboxylic acid metabolic process. Gene Ontology annotation, cellular component: cytoplasm. Gene Ontology annotation, molecular function: pyridoxal phosphate binding; carboxy-lyase activity. Bases 1 to 1662 code for a protein of 553 amino acids.